Poecilia reticulata (guppy) is the source of this 978-nucleotide messenger RNA. Its product is annotated as protein C activator. Gene Ontology annotation, molecular function: serine-type endopeptidase activity. The record is from RefSeq and is a predicted model, not a curated record. Lineage: Eukaryota; Metazoa; Chordata; Actinopteri; Cyprinodontiformes; Poeciliidae. Gene Ontology annotation, biological process: proteolysis.
AGCUCGACCAGCAAUGGCUAUGCUGAAGGUUUUGCUGCUGCUGGUGCUGCUGCUGGGUGUUUCAGUGAACUCAGAAGUUUCUCUGCAGAAGAGAAUCAUUGGAGGUCAUGACUGUGAUGACCAGCAGCGUCUUUAUCAUGUCCGGCUGGUGGGCAGCAAGGGUCAAUUAAGGACCCGCUGUGGAGGAUCUCUCAUCCACCCUGAGUGGAUCCUGACUGCAGCUCACUGCUGGAAGUCAGAGACAGGAUGGACUAAUGUAGCAAUAUUUAAAGUUCAUCCAUGGAGUGCUAAACAGCAGCAUCAGGUGAACCAACACGAUCCUGUGAUUUAUACUCACGGUGACCUGAAGCACGACAUCAUGUUGCUGAAGCUUCAGAGACCAGUAAGAAAUGUCCCAAUUGCUCAGCUACCAAAUUGCAACAAUCCUCUUAAAAUAGGUGAUGAUGUUCAGCUGGCAGGAGAGGGAUCAACGACAACUGGCCCCAAUAAUCAGCGAUUACCUGAAAUUCCUUCUGCUCCACAACAUCUUCAGUGUAUCGACAUGAAAGUUGUUCAGGUUUCACAAUUCAAGCCGACAUGUGGGCGUGUAUUUUAUACUGCAGCACCAAACAGAGAUACAUGUUAUGGCGACUCUGGUGGAGGAGUGAUGUUCAACAACAUGAUUUAUGGUGUGACUGUUGAAAUGGGACCAAAUGUAUGUCAGAAACCAGUUACAAACAUGGAUGUGUGUGAAUACAUGGAUUGGAUAAAGAAAACAACUGGGCUUAAGUAAAGCAAAUUUAUAUGAAAUAAAAUUCUCAUCAAAUUUCCAUUUAGAUGUAAUUUUGUAGUUGUCUCUUCAUCAAUUUGUUAGACAUGUUUGUAGAAUUAGGAUAAAUUAAUAGUUUUGUUUUUUCUCACCAAUCUUGAUCUCCAUAACAGAGCUUUUCUCUGCCUCAGAAAUGAAAAAUGAAUCAAUAAAUGAAUGGAAAAGAAACA